Messenger RNA from Dibothriocephalus latus, 501 nucleotides. The record is from the annotation of a GenBank genome assembly. NCBI's taxonomy places the organism in Eukaryota, Metazoa, Platyhelminthes, Cestoda, Diphyllobothriidea, Diphyllobothriidae.
AUGCAUCCUGCGAAUUGUACUCUCCAGGAUGGUGUCGAGUGCAUAGUCCACUGGUAUGUCUGUUUGGACAUCCGGAUCCACUUUCGUUUAUUUUGGAACCCCCUGAAACAAUGGAAGGAGCAUGUUACGCCCUGCAACCAGGCCUGUGUAGAACUACCUCCAGAAUUAUUAAUAAAUUCCUCACCCGAUUCCACACCAUCGGCUGUACACAGCCCUCUCGCCCGUCCCUCCAUUUCGCCUAGCCGUCUGCUGUACAUGGUAGCCAGUGCGGAAUCCACAACCCAGCAUCCUAUCGCCUCAGCCAUUGUGCGGAUGCUGCGUACUAUUCAGUCUGCCUCGACCUCUGAGGAGGCGACCUGGGUCUCGGAAUUCGCCAAGGAAACCCAUCCUAGGAAGAAAGCCCUGGUUGGCUCUGUGAUUAAUCGAGCCGCUCCAAACUAUGUGUUGGAUUCUUUAAGUGGUGCCUUUUCUUUGCCUGUCUACAAAACAGCCCACAUCUAA